GGCGGGCCUGUCGCCCGAGCCUCCCGCCCCCUCCUCGCCACGUGCGACUCGCAAAAACAAGUGACGUCGUAGAACGCCGGCCGAAAUGUUGCAGCGUUCUGUCCAUUCAUGCCGGCCGCCCAUUCACAAACCGGGGCUCCGAUUAGGGUGGUGCAGGGAAAGCCGGGCAGAGGCUGAAUUGGGCGCAGCGGAAGCCCCGUUUUCCGCCAGCUUGUGCUGAGGUUUGGGGAGGAGCAGCAAGCCGCCCUCCCUCUAGAAGCAAGGGAGGCAGCCCUGCCUCUUUUCCCGUUGUGUAAGCGUUGUGUAAGCGGGGCCUGGUAGGGGAAGCCGACGCGGAGCGCUCUCUGGUGCCGGUACUCUGCUUUUGAUGGCCUGGUCCCUCUCCUCUCUUGCAUCUGCUGCACCUACUACUACUACUCCCUGCCAAAACAACAAAACACAAGGAAGGCACGCCCAAGACUCUUAGGUGGCUCCUUCUUCCAAUCUGCUGCCUGGAAGGUGUGCAGGUGCCGUUUCCUUUUUCAGAUCCUCCUUGGGUCUGUGGGGGCUGCACAAGCACUCGGGAGUCACGGCCAUGUCUCAGAAGAGGCAGAAGCGGAAGGCGGCUGGGAUGGCGGCGGAACCCGCAAACGAAGCAGCGGAAGACGGAGUUGCGUCUGACGGGUCAAAGAGCAACAGAGAGAUGACAGCAGCGCCAGAAGCAUCAUGUCCGGCUACGAAGAAGAAGAAAGUGGAUGCUGGGUGUGCAGGAACUGGGGCCCUGGCAGAAGCGGUGAAGCAAGCCCGCUUGAAAGUAGCGCCUUCUGUCGCGGAGUUCAAGUAUAGCAAGAAACGGGUCCGGCUGAUCUCUGAGGACUCUGACCUCACGGAAGGUGCUCAGGGCAUCCUCUACUGGAUGUCACGGGAUCAGAGAGUGCAAGACAACUGGGCCUUUCUUUAUGCCCAGCGCCUGGCCUUGAAACAGAAGCUCCCGCUGCAUGUCUGCUUCUGCCUGGUGCCGAAGUUCCUGGAAGCCACCAUCCGCCAUUUUGGCUUCAUGCUCCGUGGCCUUAAAGAAGUGGCUGAGGAGUGCCAGGAGCUGAACAUCCCCUUCCACCUGCUCAUCGGCUUUGCCAAAGAUGUGCUGCCCACCUUUGUGACGAAGCACAGCAUUGGUGGGGUGGUGACGGACUUCUCCCCUCUCCGCGUUCCCACGCAGUGGGUGCAGGACGUCCGGGAGAAGCUGCCACCAGACGUGCCCUUUGCCCAGGUUGAUGCCCACAAUAUUGUCCCUUGCUGGGUUGCUUCAGACAAACAGGAGUACGGGGCGAGGACGAUCCGCAGGAAGAUCCAUGACCGACUAACAGAGUUUCUUACGGAAUUCCCACCUGUCAUUCAGCAUCCUUAUCCCGCCACAUUCCAGGCAGAGCCCAUCGACUGGGACGCCUGCUAUGCCAGCCUGCAGGUUGACCGCUCGGUGAAGGAGGUGGACUGGGCCCAUCCGGGCACGGCUUCUGGCCUGGCAGUGCUGGAGCAUUUCAUCCAGGAGCGGCUCAAGUUCUUUGGCACCGAGAGAAACAACCCUAACAAGGCAGCACUCAGCAACCUCUCGCCCUGGUUCCACUUUGGUCAGGUUUCGGUCCAACGAGCCAUCUUGGAGGUGCGGAAGUUCCGCAGCAGAUACAAGGAGUCGGUGGAAGGCUUCAUCGAGGAGGCUGUGGUGCGGCGGGAACUGGCGGACAACUUCUGCUAUUACAAUCCAAACUACGACAAGGUCGAAGGUGCUUACGACUGGGCUAAGACCACGCUCAAGCUCCACGCCAAAGACAAGAGGCCUCAGCUGUACACCCUGAAGCAGCUGGAGGAAGGGAAGACACACGACCCUCUCUGGAAUGCUGCGCAGCUCCAGAUGGUUCAUGAAGGGAAGAUGCAUGGUUUCCUGCGCAUGUAUUGGGCCAAGAAAAUCCUGGAGUGGACCAACUCCCCAGAGGAAGCCUUGAAAUUUGCGAUCUACCUCAACGACCGCUAUGAACUGGAUGGCAGAGACCCCAAUGGCUAUGUGGGCUGCAUGUGGUCAAUUUGUGGGAUCCACGAUCAAGGCUGGGCCGAACGAGCUGUAUUUGGCAAGAUCCGCUACAUGAACUAUGCUGGCUGCAAGAGGAAGUUUGAUGUUGGCCAAUUUGAGCGCAAGUUCAGCCCUCGCAAAUUCUCCCAGUAGUGCUGACUAGAACCGCAGCCCUAACUCAGGGAUAAUCACACUUGGAGUGCAAACAAGCAUCUGCUAUAACCCUCCCUAAGGACUGAGAAUCUGCCAUUGCUAAAGCACAGGCCUGGGUCUCUUGAGAGCAGGGUGGGCCAAUUUGGCCCUCCAGCUGCUGUUGAACUACAAUUCCCAUCAUGCUGGGAGAGUUGUAGUUCAGCAACAGCUGGAGGGCCAAGAUGGCCCACCCCUGCCUCCAACCCACCUUGAGUCAGAGAAUACCUUCCCAAAGAAGGGCCUCUGCUUUUCACAACUCCUCUGUUUCGGGGGGUGGGGGGGGGACACAAAUGAAAAGGCCGAGGACUCCCCUGUUGGGCAAAUAACGGCCAUGUGCAAUAUGUACUUGGGGCAAGUGCCGAUGGAUGUGUCCGUUCCGCAAGGAGAUGGGGCCACCAGACUUGGACAGGGUGGAGGCUCCUCCGCUCACUCAAAUAAUCAGUGGGGCAGUUCACACAACCAUCAUUUGAAAAGGCCAACCUUGAAAAGGUUGUAAAGCACCCAGAGACGUAAGUUUUGGGCGGUAUAAAAAUGUUUUAAUAAAUAAAUAAUACAAUGUGGGUUGCCCCAUCCUGGUUUGUGAUGGUGUCCUGUUUUGUGAGGGAAACAGCAAGGGCAGAGGGGAAACGAAGUGAUAGUCUGGGAGAGAGGGGCUGGGUCGGACAGCAGCAUCUCUCGCAGGCAGUCACUUCCUUCCCUGUUGACCCUGAGGUUUCCUCACGCACCAUUGCAAAACAGGAGCAUGCCUAGCUCUUGAACUAGGGUCGGAUGCUUGUCCCGAUUAUAAUCCUGGCAGGGGCUCCCAACCUGGGCUCCUCCAGAUAAUGCAGCUGGGAAUGUUGCCUGGAAGAACCCAGGUUGGCAGCCACUGGCCGAGGGUCUAGACCGGCUGCACCACAAGUGCUUCUACUCCGUCUCCUGGCCUCUGCAGGAAGCCAGUUUUGCAAAGCAGCUGUAGACCCCUCAAGGAACAGCAAGGAUGCUCCGAUUGGGAAGGAAAGGUGGCCUGGUGGAGCCUGCAGUUGGCCUUGCAUGAGUCCAUCUGGACUGCAGGAGAGCAGCAGCGGAGUGCCACCUGGCUGCCUGCUGUGAAAACGGAGCAUCCUUAGCCACAUUCAGACACCAUGCUGUACAAGUGUACAGAUGUCUGGACACUCAUGCACAUGUUUGUGUGAGUGACUGUACCUAUGCUCAUUUUAGAGUGAACCUGGAUACAGGCCCUCCAAAUGCAUGGUACAGAUAGGAAGUGUACUACCUGACCUGUGUUCAGCAUAACAUGUGAAUGACGGUACCUGUGUACAUUGUACACACGUAAGAUCAUGGAACAUAGCAUAUGAAUGGGCAUCUUGUUUCUUUAAUAACUCCCAGGAAGCUGCUGGCUGGGAAUUACAAGCACUGUCCUGAAACAUCAAUUCCCAGAGUUGUUUACCAAGAAGCACGGCAAGGAACCCUGAUUUAAAACCAUGUUACGCUGGUACUAGAGAUGUGGUCCCAACGCUCGCCCUUUCCCAAAACAAGCACCCUAUCCUACAAAGCUGCUUGCGGGGCCUUCCAGUAAAGCAGCUUAACUAUGGCUGGUUUAUUUUAGCUCUCUAGAAAAGUUGCUUCUGAGGGAACAAGGAAUUGCUGGAAUCCAUGUGGUGGUACCCCACGCGAGACCAAAGAGCUAAGUAGUUCAGGCAUCCAGAUCUCAUGCUAGAAGUUAGGACAGAGGCUGGGUGUUUGCUUUAGGGCGUGGUCCCAAAUGUUAAACUAUAACACCCAUCAUCCCAAGCUGCAGCAGAUAGCAUGGUUAGCUAAUUUGUGCUUGGGGAAGUUGUACUUAAAGAAUCAUGGAGAGGCUGGUCUCUUGGUAGCAAGCAUCAGUUGUCUCCUUUGCUAAGCAGGGUCCACCCUGGUUUGCAUUUGAAAGGGCAACUCCAUGUGUGAGCACUGCGAGAUAGUCCCCUGAGGGGAUGGAGCUGCUUUGGGAAGAGCAGAGGGUUCCAAGUUCCCUCCCUGGCAGCAUCUCCAAGUCAGGGCUGAGAGAGACUCCUGCCUGCAACCUUGGAGAAGCUGCUGCCUGUCUGUGUUGUAGACAUAGCUGAGUUAGAGGGACCAAGGGUCUGACUCUGUAUAAGGCAGCUUCUUAUGUUCCUAAGGUUACCACUGGGAAGGAUGAAAGAUGGGAGUUGUAGUCCAACACCACCUGAUAUGAGAACCUCUGUUUUAGGUUGGCCAGAGAAGGGAGCCUUCUGAGCUGCAGCGAGUUAAUAUGCUUCUGCUGGUUCCAGGAUUUAAGACAUGGCUGAUUAGUGGUUAAUGUUUGAAAAGAGAGGUUUUGCAGCUGCACCUUGCCUAAUCCUAAGGAUAUGGGGAGAAACAGGCAGCAUGUACCAAUGCAGCACUUUCCCCCCCUUGCUAGCUUUGAAAUUCCAGGACUUGCGGCUGGGACGAUUUUAGUGUUCUGGCUUCAGGUAACCGGCGCAAAGCAGCUUCGUACACAGAGACUGGGAGUGACUGUUACUGCACUGUAGUGCAAAGCAUUUUCUAUGCAUUUAUUGUGCUUUUGUAGUAAAACAUUCAGUAGCAAAAAUAAACCCCUCAGGGUUGUAUAUUCA
Hemicordylus capensis (graceful crag lizard) is the source of this 4836-nucleotide messenger RNA. RefSeq names its product deoxyribodipyrimidine photo-lyase-like. Gene Ontology annotation, biological process: photoreactive repair. The coding region runs from base 575 to 2197 and encodes 540 amino acids. The transcript has 11 exons. NCBI's taxonomy places the organism in Eukaryota, Metazoa, Chordata, Lepidosauria, Squamata, Cordylidae. The record is from RefSeq and is a predicted model, not a curated record. Gene Ontology annotation, molecular function: deoxyribodipyrimidine photo-lyase activity.